AUGGUUCCCCGGGUCGGCCUUUUGUUGGCUUUUAGCCUUGUCUACAUCGAAUCUUCAAUUGCAGGCCCUUGCAUUCCUGGUACUACCUCAACAGCCGUAACCUCUUCUGAGGCUGAAUCCGCUACCUCAUAUUCCGUAUCUUUCACCACGGUUGUUACCACGGAUUCCACUACCUCAGGAACUGACUCAUCAACCACAUCUUUGACACUCACUGAGUCUUCUACCGAGUCAACCACCUUCGUAUCAUCCACCAGUAGUGCCCCAGUGAGCUCGGAUUCAACAACGCUUUUAACCUCCGAGGCUACUACGUCCGAGGCAACCACCUCUCUGUCGACCCAGACAUCCGCCACCUCGACCUCCCCUCAGCCAGACUCAACAGCUUUCAACAUCAUCCCAGAAGCUGGCUCAGCUGCCAGUGGGUUCCUCAAAGUUAGGACCAUCCUUGGCGGAGAGGUUUACUUCAACAAUCCAUACACAUCAUACCAAACCGGCGUGUUCGUUGUGAAUGGCGCCACUCGGCACCUGACCGAACGCGGGUCACAAAGCAUCUGCGCCUUCUUCAGAACCGGCCAAGGCUAUGGCGAUCUCAUCGGCUGUCAGCCAGACGUCAAUCCUGAUGUGCAGCAAGUACCCAUCACCUGCCAACUGACAGCCAGUGAGAAAAUCCAGUGCUCAGUGGCUGGUAAAUUCUGUUACUACCAGGGUGACAUGCUCCACUGCGAUGAUAGGGGAUCCUAUUCUUCCCUCUACAUCGAGGGUCUUAGCAGCGACGGCUAUGGUGUUGUUCUUGGUCCCAGUGGUCUCAGUUUGUCAUCGGUAGAGCUUUCGGCUGUACCCAUCUAA
Molecule: messenger RNA, 843 nt
Organism: Fusarium vanettenii 77-13-4
Lineage: Eukaryota; Fungi; Ascomycota; Sordariomycetes; Hypocreales; Nectriaceae
Exons: 2
Coding region: 1-843 (280 amino acids)
Source: RefSeq, a predicted model, not a curated record